Messenger RNA from Thermochaetoides thermophila DSM 1495, 2058 nucleotides. RefSeq lists its product as uncharacterized. The transcript is spliced from 2 exons. Gene Ontology annotation, molecular function: phosphatase activity. NCBI's taxonomy places the organism in Eukaryota, Fungi, Ascomycota, Sordariomycetes, Sordariales, Chaetomiaceae. The coding region runs from base 1 to 2058 and encodes 685 amino acids. The record is from RefSeq and is a predicted model, not a curated record.
AUGGGAAAGCCACGGCUCAUCAUUCUAAUCCGCCAUGCCCAGAGCGAGGGCAACAAGAACCGCGACAUCCACCAGACCGUCCCCGACCAUCGCGUCAAGCUGACCCAGGAAGGAUGGCAGCAAGCAUACGACGCAGGGCGACGCCUGCGCAAGAUGCUGCGCCCCGACGACACCCUGCACUUCUUCACCUCUCCCUACCGCCGCACGCGCGAGACCACCGAGGGUAUUCUGGCCACUCUCUGCGCCGAUGAUCCGGAGAUGGGACCCAGCCCGUUCAAGCGCGAGAAGAUCAAGGUCUACGAGGAGCCGCGCCUGCGCGAACAGGAUUUUGGCAACUUCCAGCCUUGCAGCGCUGAGAUGGAGCGUAUGUGGCAGGAGCGCGCCGACUACGGCCACUUUUUCUACCGCAUACCGAACGGCGAGAGCGCUGCUGAUGCCUACGACCGCAUCAGCGGCUUUAACGAGUCCCUGUGGCGCCAGUUCGGCGAGGACGACUUUGCCAGCGUCUGCGUCCUGGUUACACACGGCCUCAUGUCGCGCAUCUUCCUCAUGAAGUGGUACCACUUUAGCGUCGAGUACUUCGAGGAUUUGCGGAACGUCAACCACUGCGAAUUCCUCAUCAUGCGCCGCAACGAGCAGGGCAAGUAUAUCCUCGAGAACAAACUACGAACCUGGUCUGAGCUGCGUCGACAACGCGCACUCCAGCUGGCUAAGGAGAGGGGGCAAGACCCCGACACGCUGAAGGACCUCUCUCUGCUCGACCGUGUUUCACAAGAACCCCGUCGACGUUGGGGAGGUUGCCCGAAUGGGUGUAAUCACGACAAGAAUUUCCGUAUCCGCUCAACCUAUGCCGACCUAGUCAAGAGUGACAGCAUGGCCUCCAACCAGGCUAACAGUUCGACCAGUAGUAAUAAUGCUAAUAAUAACUCUGGUAAUAACACCAGUGGCACGGCUACACCGGUCCCCAACGGGACAAACGGCGUCAAUCAAGCAAACAGCUCGGCCAACGUCCACAACCCGUCUUUCAACGGCACUGCGCAGAGUCAGACGAUUGUGGCACGCCGUCCAGCUGCCAAACGCUUCCAGUCACAACCAGGGCGAGAGAACGGAGAGAGCGCCGGGCCAGUCAUCAUAACCGGUCCGCAGAUCGACAUCUCCAAGGCCCGCGAGGACAUCGUUUCCAGCCCUGAUGGUACUCCAUCGUUCAUUUCGGUUGAAGACCGCUUGCGUUCGCGUCUCGUGAGCCCCAGCAUCCCGCCCCCUCCGCAGGUCAAGAUACACUACGGACGCGACUUCGGCGGCAGUUACAGUGGCCACAAUAGUGCUGUGAGCGACGAUGGCGCCGAGUCGUCCUACUCCGGGGCCGAAGAUGAGAACGGCCGUCAGCGCACAGCCUUUACCACGCCUGUUGCCAGCACAACUUCCCUUACUACAACUGCAACCGUCGUCGCGAGCACACCAUCAGGCACCAAUUCUGCCAACGGGACCAAGAGAGACGCUGCCACACAGACAGACCUAAGCUUAUUAGCGUCUCUGCUGACCAGCUUAGCGACAAACUCGACGUCAACGCUCCAUGUCGUUCCCCGGGUCGAAAAGCGUGACCAGUCCCGUGCUCGCGCCUGCAAGCUUGGUGAUCACCCCCAUAGUGAAGAUGAGCACAGCCAGCUGGAGGAGGAACACGAGCAUCACCCUGACUGCCCGCAUCAUCCUGAUAACAAGCAACAGCAGGAGGAGGUCCAACAACAACAACAACAACAACAACAACAACAACAACAACAACAACAAAGUGGACAGGAUCAUCAAUCAGACGAGCAUGACCGCGAGUCCCGGGACGGCUUCGAGGCGGAUGAUGAGCGCGAGGCGAAGAUCACGAAGCGACCAAAGGAUAAGAGCGUUGGGUCAAUAAAGGCUGGGAAAGGGAAGGCGGCGACGGGAGAUACGGGAGGAGGGGAUUUAAUUGUGAACGAGCCUGCUGCGGAGAUGUCUGACCAGGCAGAUGAUGCUCUGUAUGGGGAGGAGGAUGUGAAGGAAGAUGGGGUGCAAGGAAGUGUGUUUUAG